Cariama cristata (Red-legged seriema) is the source of this 623-nucleotide messenger RNA. RefSeq names its product glutathione S-transferase theta-1-like. Gene Ontology annotation, biological process: glutathione metabolic process. The transcript is spliced from 4 exons. Gene Ontology annotation, cellular component: cytoplasm. The annotation marks the transcript as partial. Lineage: Eukaryota; Metazoa; Chordata; Aves; Cariamiformes; Cariamidae. The record is from RefSeq and is a predicted model, not a curated record. Gene Ontology annotation, molecular function: glutathione transferase activity.
GGCAGCACAGGACGGAGGAGUUCCGGAAGGUGAACGUCCUGAUGAAGGUGCCCGCGCUAAGGGAUGGUUCUUUCACCUUAGCAGAGAGCAUUGCAAUCCUCCUGUACCUGGCCCGGAAAUUCAAGACUCCCGAUCACUGGUACCCAUCUGACCUGCAGAAAAGGGCGAGGGUUGAUGAGUACCUGUCAUGGCAGCACGUCAACAUUCGUGGGAAGGGGAGCAAGCUGUUCUUAACAAAGGUGCUGCUGCCUCUCCUCACAGGCCAGCCACUUCCUCCAGAGAAACUGGAAGGUGUUACUGAAGAGCUGAACGUUGUCCUGAAGCAGUUUGAGGAGAAGUUCUUGCAGGACAAGCCCUUCAUCGCAGGCAGCGAGAUCUCCCUGGCAGACCUCGUAGCACUGGUGGAGCUCAUGCAGCCUGUAGGUGCUGGCUAUGACCUCUUUGAGGAGAGGCCGAAGUUGGCGGAAUGGCGCCGGCGGGUGGAAGAAGCGGUGGGGAAGCAGCUCUUCCAGGAAGCCCACGAAGGGAUCUUGAAUGCCAAGAACUUGACCGCUGACCAGAUUGCACCUGAACUGCUGGAACACUUCAAGCACCAGCUCCUAAAGCAGGCCAGCCAGAAUUAG